This is a messenger RNA of Panicum hallii, 2026 nucleotides long. Its product is annotated as cysteine desulfurase, mitochondrial-like. Gene Ontology annotation, molecular function: cysteine desulfurase activity; pyridoxal phosphate binding. The record is from RefSeq and is a predicted model, not a curated record. Gene Ontology annotation, cellular component: mitochondrion; cytosol. Gene Ontology annotation, biological process: [2Fe-2S] cluster assembly. NCBI's taxonomy places the organism in Eukaryota, Viridiplantae, Streptophyta, Magnoliopsida, Poales, Poaceae. The transcript is spliced from 3 exons. The coding region runs from base 154 to 1515 and encodes 453 amino acids.
CGUCGUGAGGUGCCUAUCCUCCUCGCUCCUCCCGCCGCAAACCACACCUCCGCCUCCGUCUCCCCAGCAAUUCCCAAAUCGCCCCUCCGCCGAAACGGGAGCCCCGCGGCGGCGCCCCCGAACUCCAACCCUCCCCUGAACGCUCCCCACGCCAUGGCCCUCUCCCGCCGCCUCCUCCCGCUCUUCCUCCGCCGCGGAGCCGGCGCCAGCGCGCACCUCUCCACGGCCGCCGCGGCCGCGCCGGCGGCGUCCGCCUCGGAGGAGGAGGACGAGCAGUCCGUCAUCGUCAAGGGUGUCCGCAUCUCGGGCCGCCCGCUCUACAUGGACAUGCAGGCCACGACCCCCGUGGACCCGCGCGUCCUCGACGCCAUGCUCCCCUUCUACCUCUCCCGCUACGGGAACCCGCACUCCCGCACCCACCUCUACGGCUGGGAGUCCGACGCCGCCGUCGAGGCCGCGCGCGCCCGCGUCGCCGCUCUCGUCGGCGCCGACCCGCGCGAGAUCUUCUUCACCUCCGGCGCCACCGAGUGCAACAACAUCGCCGUCAAGGGCGUCAUGCGCUUCUACCGCGACCGCCGUCGCCACGUCGUCACCACGCAGACCGAGCACAAGUGCGUCCUCGACUCCUGCCGCUACCUGCAGCAGGAAGGAUUCGAGGUCACCUACCUCCCCGUGCGCGGCGACGGCCUCGUCGACCUCGCGCAGCUCGAGGACGCCAUCCGCCCAGACACCGGGCUCGUCUCCGUCAUGGCCGUCAACAACGAGAUCGGCGUCGUGCAGCCGCUCGAGGAGAUUGGGCGCAUCUGCAAGGAGAAAGGCGUGCCGUUCCACACCGAUGCUGCGCAGGCGCUGGGAAAGAUCCCGAUUGAUGUGAACAGGAUGGGGAUUGGCCUCAUGUCCCUCUCCGGGCACAAGAUUUAUGGCCCCAAGGGCGUCGGGGCGCUCUACCUUCGCCGCCGUCCGCGUAUCAGGGUGGAACCGCAGAUGAGUGGUGGUGGGCAGGAGCGUGGCAUUCGCAGUGGCACAGUGCCUACGCCGCUAGUUGUUGGAUUUGGUGCUGCCUGUGAGAUUGCGGCUCAAGAGAUGGAUUAUGACCAUAGGCGAGUCAGUGCCCUGCAGCAGAGGCUGCUCGAUGGCAUCCGUGCGCAGGUCGAUGAGGUUGUCAUCAAUGGAAGCAUGGAGCACCGUUACCCAGGCAACCUCAACUUGUCAUUUGCAUAUGUGGAGGGGGAGAGCUUGCUGAUGGGGUUGAAGGAGGUGGCUGUUUCGAGUGGUAGUGCAUGCACUAGUGCCAGCUUGGAGCCCUCAUAUGUGCUGCGGGCGCUCGGGGUGGAGGAGGACAUGGCGCACACCUCUAUUCGCUUUGGUAUGGGCCGCUUUACCACCGAGGAAGAGGUUGACAGAGCAAUUGAGCUCACUGUGCAUCAGGUGAAGAAGCUCCGUGACAUGAGCCCACUUUACGAGAUGGCCAAGGCUGGUAUUGACCUCAAGAGUAUUGAGUGGUCGCAGCACUGAGGUGGCUUUCAUGACAAUCAGUCAUUUGAAAGUGCCUUUGAUGUACACGGAUCGCUUAAUUAGGUUAAGAGUGAGGAACUACAUUACCCCGUUGCGAUGCUUUGAUGUCUGGUACCGUGAAGACAUUCCAGUGGGUGGAAUGAUGUCGAUACUCAGACUACCACAUGAUUCACAUCAUGUUAUACAGGAACUUCCCAUUGUUCGGCUCUUGGAUGGGGCGCUGAGAUGUAUUCUGGAGGAUUAGCUAUGUUUUUUAUGGUAGAGUAUCUUGACACAAAAUAAGGAUACUUCAAAUACUUGGUAAUGUAUCAUCUGAAAUAAAGUUUGAAGUAACGAGCAGUGGCAAUGCUGUGAACAUAUCUUGGUGCUGAUGUAAAUUAAUGUUAUUUGCUCCAUUCGGUAGGGUACCCUUAAUUGGUUUUUGUCAGGUCUUAUAUAUUUUAUGUUUCUUCUUGCAAGUAGUUCGCAACAUUGUACAUCAGAAAAGAAUUUCCACGCAUUUUGUUACCAA